CACUGGUAUUGCAAAAGAGCGCUACUACAUUUUUUUUUUAUUGUUUUUGCACUGUCUGUUGGUUGGUCUGUUGGUUUGGUCAAACUUUAACAUUUGCCAUAACUUUUGCAAUAUUGAAGAUAGCAACUUCAUAUUUGACAUGCAUGUGUAUCACAUGGAGCUGCACAUUUUGAGUGGUGAAAGGUCAAUGUCAUCCUUCAAGGUCAAAGGUCAAAUAUUUGGGUCAAAAUUGCUCAUUUAAUGUACACUUUUGCAAUAUUGAAGCAAGCAACUUCAUAUUUGGCAUGCAUGUGUAUCUCAUGGAGCUGCACAUUUUGAGUGGUGAAAGGUCAAGGUCAUCCUUCAAGGUCAACGGUCAUAUAUAUGGGGACAUAGUGUUUCACAAACACAUCGCUCGUUUCUUAUUAUUUUUUUCUCUAUACAUAAAAAUGAUAUCAUGCUUGUUUUAUUCUGUUCUUCACUCCAUUUUCACUCUCUUUGUCCCGAUUUUUUUCUGCGGGUUUUAUAGUGCGGGCCCUCUGCUCCAUGGUCCAGUCUUUUCGCCGCACCUUCUGCUUUCAGAGCCAAUAUGAGCUUCUUGAAGAAAGGCCCACCAAUGAGCUUGCGGGCCCUCUGCUCCAUGGUCCAGUCUUUUCGCCGCACCUUCUGCUUUCAGAGCCAAUAUGAGCUUCUUGAAGAAAGGCCCACCAAUGAGCUUGCGGGCCCUCUGCUCCAUGGUCCAGUCUUUUCGCCGCACCUUCUGCUUUCAGAGCCAAUAUGAGCUUCUUGAAGAAAGGCCCACCAAUGAGCUGUUUCCCCACGCAAUGGUCCAGACAUGGCACCAGAAAAAGCGGGAGCUGCUCUGUGAGCUCUCCGAGCACCAGGACGCUGUCAGGAAACUCAUGGAGGCCCGGAAGGAGUGCUGGAUGUCUGAAAGCAAGGUCAAGAAAUACAAAUUGAUCACCUCUGUGCAUACAUAUGCACACCGUCAUAACCCAGAAGACCUCAAGGGGCGAACAAAGGCUCUCCGUGACAUGCAGAAAGUCCUGGUCAACAAGGAGGAGGUUCACAUAAAAGCCUGUGAAAGUUUCAAGGAAAUGCUUCUUGUGGAAAUCAACCUGCGGGAAACAAUUCACAAGAUAUGUCAUGUCAUAUGCCAGUUGACGUCACCCACGCUACUGAGAGCGUCUCAUCCACGUCGGUCAGUGGUCACGUGACGUACAGAUGUGACCUCGGCUACACUCACGCGUUUGGUGAUCUCAUGCAUUCUUGCUUUCCUACUAGGCGGUAGACGUGUCUAAUACCAAGCUGCCAAAGAAGAAUCUAUACUUUUAUACAAGCGCGUUUAUCCGCCAAUAAGGUCAUUUAGUUAAAUCCAUACACAUUUCGGUUAAUGUUACGCAUUUCGAUAAAAUGGGUAAAUUUAGAUAGGUGAUUAUACUAAUUUAAAUAUAUCAAUUUCAACAUAAUUAUGCAUGUAAUGUAUAUUUAAUAUGUUUCGUUAAUGUGAAUAAACGCAAUAACAAAA
Dreissena polymorpha is the source of this 1507-nucleotide messenger RNA. RefSeq lists its product as uncharacterized. The record is from RefSeq and is a predicted model, not a curated record. The transcript has 7 exons. The coding region runs from base 663 to 1196 and encodes 177 amino acids. NCBI's taxonomy places the organism in Eukaryota, Metazoa, Mollusca, Bivalvia, Myida, Dreissenidae.